GGGUGCGAGUGGGGGAGGGAAUUUGAUACGAUUCGGCCAAAUUAAGGGUAAAAAUGAUCCAUUUCUGCAAAUGUGGACUUUUUGAUAUUGUAUGACAAGUUGAGGGGGUGAAAUGAUGCUUUGUUCAAAGAGUAUCAGAAUCAGACUCUACUAAGCGACGUCGUUCAUUUUAGUUUGAGACGGAAACGGUGUCGUUUUAAGAAGAGCAGGGUGAGAUGCUAGUUUACUAACAAACCGUCCAUUUUCCCUCCAAAUGUCUCAAAUAAACAAGAAAUCCAAUUCUGGGUUGUUAUUUCUUCCAAGAAAUCUAAAUAACAUCCUCUGAUUCUUUCAAGGAUUACAUAUUAAAAAAAAAAAAAAAAAAUCAAAUCUUGGGUUCUUUAUUUCAAGAAAUCUCUUCUAAAACCCUAAUUCAUUAAAGAUUAUCUAUACCCAUUAACCAAGCUUUAAUCUUUUCCAUCCUCAUGCAAUGCAAUUUCUUAAUUCAUCAUUCUUUUGGGUUCAGAUCUUUGUCUUCUUUAACAUCAGUUACUAUUUACUCGCAAACCCUACUUUGACAUCAAACAACGUAACUCUUUACGAAGAUGCACAUUUUAGAAACAACGCCAUUAGUCUCACUCAAGAACACGGCUGCUCACCUCCUCCGCCGUCUUCUUCUUCUUCUCCUACUACAACUUUCUUAUUCUCUGAUCCUUCUACAUAUUCUGGCGUUGGCAGAGCUUUUUAUCUAUACCCAAUUAGGUUUCUUGAUUCAACCACAAGUCUACCCGCUUCUUUUUCUUGCAAAUUCUCAUUCUCCAUCAUCAAAUCCCCGCUUUGUUCUUUUGGUGAUGGUUUGGCUUUCUUGAUCACUUCCAAUGCUCAGUCAUUUAGUCUCUCUAAUGGCUAUAUGGGCCUUCCCGGACCGGCUUUAAACCCUCAAGAUUCUUUCAUUGCUGUUGAAUUUGAUACGAAUUAUGACCCUUUUCUGUCUGAUGUGAGUGGUGAUCAUAUUGGUAUUGAUGUUAAUACGGUUGCUUCUUUUGCUUCUGUUGAUGCCUUGUCUAAUGGGAUUGAUCUUAGAAGUGAGAAGCAAAUGUUUGCUUGGAUUGAGUAUAUGGAUAAUGUUAAGUUGAUUCAGAUUUGGGUUAGUUAUUUUCCAACUAGGCCUUUACAUCCUAUUCUUGAAGCUAGGGUUGAUUUAUCUGAGAAUUUUAAAGAGUUUAUGCAUAUUGGUUUUACUGCCUCUAAUGGGCAAGGCUCUGCUGUUCAUCUUAUUGAUCAUUGGAGAUUUCGAACUUAUUGGUCUUCUCCUUCUGGUAAUAAUGUUGAAGCAACUCAAGAAGGGGAUUGUUUUAUGUGUUAUUUUCAGGAUCCAAAUGAUGAUGGUAACCCUAUUAAGCUUGCUGCCAGGAAAAAUAAAAUGAAGGAGAUAGCUUUGGGUUUAGGAGGUUUAGCUGCAUUUAUACUAUCCAUUGCUUUAAUAAUGGCUAUCAUCUUUUUCUUUGUGAUAAAAAAGGAAAAUGGAUGUGGCUUGAGAUAUAAAGAAGGCCAGUUUUUGAGACAUAAAGGAGGACCAACUAGAUUCUCAAUCUUUGAGAUUAAGGCGGCUACAAUGGGAUUUCAUAAAAACAGAAUUAUUGGCACAGGAGCUUCGGCUGUAGUUUAUAAAGGGUCUCUUCCUAAUACAGGAACAGUGGCAGUUAAAAGGUUUAAGAAUGCAGAGAUCGAAUGUUGUCGAAAUCCAUUCAUAACCGAGUUUGCAACAAUCGUAGGUUGUUUGAAGCAUAACAACUUGGUUCAGCUUCAAGGAUGGUGCUGUGAAGAAGGAGAAUUAGUCUUGGUUUAUGAGUAUUUGUCUAAUGGUAGCCUUGCCAAAUUUCUUCACAGUAAUAACAGCAGCUCUGCUUAUUUCCUGUCAUGGAAACAAAGGAUGAAUGUAGUUGUUGGAGUUGCGUCUGCUCUUUCGUAUCUACACGAAGAAUGCAAUCGACAGAUAAUUCAUAGAGAUGUCAAGACUUGUAAUAUAAUGCUUGAUGAAGAAUUCAAUGCUAAACUUGGAGAUUUUGGUUUAGCAGAAAUUUAUGAACAUAAUUCUUUAGCAAGAGAAGCUACUAUACCAGCAGGAACAAUGGGCUAUCUAGCUCCUGAAUAUGUUUAUUCUGGCAUACCAUCUGUGAAAACUGAUGUUUAUAGCUUUGGUGUAGUGGUGCUAGAACUUGGCACAGGCAAAAUGGCUGUGGAUGAUGAUGGAACCGUGCUCGGCGAUUGGGUUUGGGGGUUUUGGGAGCAAGGGAAGCUGAUUGAAGCUGGUGAUUCCAAGCUAAAAGGGAAGUUUAGUAAAGCAGAGAUGCAAAGAAUGCUGCUGGUGGGACUUUGCUGUGUGCAUCCAAAUCAUGUGGAGAGACCUACAGUUAAGGAGGCUAUUAAGAUACUUAAAGGUGAAGCACCACUUCCUGUUCUGCCAUCAAAAAAACCAAAAGUUGGGUUUCAGUAUAUUUUGCCUGAAGAUUCUGAUCCAAGGUUUGGUGGAGAUCAUAGUCCUGGUACUGAUGAUGUUUCUUGGAUGACACCCAGAAGUCAUUUUGGCUUUGAUUAACUCAGAAUUGCCAAUGUCUUCUAAUAUGUGUAGAAAUUUUGUGAUUUUCAUGAAGGAUUUUGGGUUUGUAAUAUAAUGAGGCAUAUUCUUGAUGCCUGGAAAAAGUUUGUAAUUGUUGUAAGAGCAAAGGUUUAUAUAUUUUGUAUUUUGU
Messenger RNA from Mercurialis annua (annual mercury), 2729 nucleotides. Its product is annotated as L-type lectin-domain containing receptor kinase S.6. Gene Ontology annotation, molecular function: ATP binding; carbohydrate binding; protein kinase activity. Gene Ontology annotation, biological process: protein phosphorylation. The record is from RefSeq and is a predicted model, not a curated record. Gene Ontology annotation, cellular component: plasma membrane. NCBI's taxonomy places the organism in Eukaryota, Viridiplantae, Streptophyta, Magnoliopsida, Malpighiales, Euphorbiaceae. Bases 470 to 2578 code for a protein of 702 amino acids. The transcript has a single exon.